AUGAAAUAUAAAAUCCAACUUAGGAUGCAAAUAAACAAACCAUCAUUUUAGUUAGAUAAACACAGAGAGAGAAAAGAGGGAGAGAGAGAGAGAGGGAGAGAGAGAAUGGGGUUUCAGAAGGAAAACUUAGAUGUAAUCUUGGUCCCGAGCGGUUUGCUGAUCAUGCUUGCUUACCAUCUCUACCUCCUCUACAGAGUAAUAAAACAGCCUGAGACCACGGUUAUUGGCUACGAGAACCACAACAGGAUGGCUUGGGUUGAGAGAAUGAUGCAGUCUGAAUCAAGUAACCUGGGCCUAGCUCUCGCGGUGAUCUCAAGCAACACGACUGCAGCGACCUUCCUUUGCUCCAUGUCCAUUACUCUGAGCUCCCUCAUAGGAGCUUGGGUGGCAAGCUCUUCACAGAGCAUCUUCAUGAACGACCUAGUUUAUGGAGACACAAGGCAAUCCACCAUAUCCAUCAAGUACAUCAGCCUUCUCUCCUUCUUCCUCAUCGCCUUCGCUGCGUUCGUUCAGUCUGCGAGGUAUUUUGUCCAUGCCAACUUCCUGAUAAGCACGCCAUAUACCGAUAUGCCCAUAAAGUAUGUUCAGAUGGCGGUGAUAAGGGGGAGCAAUUACUGGGCGCUUGGGCUCAGGGCUCUCUACUUCGCCAUUAGUUUGUUGCUCUGGGUUUUUGGGCCGAUCCCCAUGUUUGCUUCCUCUGUGAUCAUGGUGGUUCUCCUGCAUAUUGUCGACAGCAACUCCAUCCCAUUGCAUCAGUACAAGAAGCCUCAUCUGGGGAAUCGCCUGCUGCACAAAGUGGGCGAGGAGGUGACUGCUGUAAUUAGGACCGUCGAACACCUUGGAGAGCAAGAUGGGAGGAGAUAGAUUUUUCUCCAUCCAAGAUCAGAGAAGUUAGGAUAUGAAAUUAUAAAGAAAGUAGUGCAAUACAGGAAUUCAGAUUCCCCUGAUUCAGGUAGUACUCUUCUCACAAAAACAAACCAAUGUUAAUUGAAAACACAGAUUUUGCAAUUUGAACUGUCCUUUUGACUCCUAUGUUUUGAUGGAUGAUUUCAAAUGGGUUACCUUUCUUUUGGUGAGUUCAGCCAACUUGGACCUAUUCAGACUUGCGUGCCAAAGUUGGUAUGGAUUGGUCCAUAUACCUUAUGGCCCUACAGGCUGAGGCCAUUCAACUCACAUGGACAGAGUGACCGACCACGUUAUUUAUUUAUUUGGUAGGUUAAUGGACCACACUCUGACAUUACAGAAAGAAAAUUUUGGUUGAAAGGAAGCUACAGAUACCUAAAAUUCAAUGUUGAAAGCUGGGUCAGCCCCCAGGGAAGUAGAGAAGUAAUGGACUAUCUCAAGUAACCAGUGAGGCAAGAGCAGAGCACUAGACUUGAUUUUUUAGGAGAGUUUGAAGUGAUUAAUGGAGUAUUAUUUGUAAGUUGUAUAGGUCAGUAGGCCACAUUGAAAUUAAAGGAACGAACGUAAAUUGCAAGUAAUUUUCAUAUAUUUUAAUAUUUUUAUUUUGAAGGAUUUAUAGCUUAUUAUUUGUUUCUUAUACACCAAGGCUGUGUUUUAUUGCUAUGUAAAAUAAUGAAGGGAAAAAAAUGAUUCCCCCAGAAUUUGAUAUUCAAUUGGAAAAUGAACCAUAUCCAUUGUUUUGCC
Messenger RNA from Nelumbo nucifera (sacred lotus), 1647 nucleotides. RefSeq lists its product as uncharacterized. The record is from RefSeq and is a predicted model, not a curated record. Lineage: Eukaryota; Viridiplantae; Streptophyta; Magnoliopsida; Proteales; Nelumbonaceae.